CUAAGAAGAAGAACGAUAAAGCACCUAGACAGAAAAUGGCUGCCACGCUGUGUGGUUUUGAUAUCUCUGUUUUCUAAGCUUUGUUUGUGUUGUCCUGUAUUGCGUUAUAUACUGUUCUCCUUGAAGAAUAGACAUAAUGUUCAAAAAGGCGAAAAGAGCAAACUUGCGGCGGAGGAAUGACUCCGACGAGGAUGAGCCGGAGGAAAGCAAGCCGCUGUCUCUGGCGCCCACAUCAUUCGGGCCUGUGGUGGAAAUCCCGUUCAUAGAGACUAGCCCACCACCGAGCAGCGAGGAGAAAAGUUACAGUAACGGCUUUCUGGCAAACCUAAACAACGUAAGACCCGUGAAGAAGGAAAAGAAGAGCAAAGAGGUUGCAGCGGUAGCUCCUCCCACUAAGGCCAGUUUGCUCAGUUUCGACGAUGAAGAAGAGGGAUCCGAGGUGUUCCGAGUGAAGAAGCCCAACCACAGCAAGAAGAUCGUCAAGCAGCUGAAGAAGGAAUACAAGGAGGAUUUGGAGAAAUCUGGAAAUGUCCAUCAGGAAACCAAGUCAGAUGCUCAACCUCAGGCUGUGUUCACCGUGAAAGAGGAGGUUAUCAGCAGAGCGAGCAGUGAACAAGGGGAGGAGGAGAUGGAGGUGGAGAGUGCAGAUGAAAAGGACGAGGAAGCAAAAGCCCAAGGCGGUCAACUGUCCAAGGGCAGGAACAUAGGGGCAUCAUUCAACACACUGUCCUCUCUCACCACCCUGAAGCCAGGAGAGAUUCCCGAUGCAGCGUUCAUCCACGCUGCCAGGAAGCGCCGGCAGCUAGCAAGAGAGCUCGGUGGGGAAGCCCCUCUGAUGGAGGCUGAGCCAUCCAAGAACCGUCUGACACGAGAAGACAGAGAUGGCAGCGAUGAUGAAGAUGAGGACGAGAAGAGGAUCCGCUUUAGUGGAGUCAAGAACAAAAGUCAGAGGCAGAAGAUAGCUGAGGAGAUAGGUAUUGAGGGUAGCGACGAUGAAGCACUGGAUACAGGUCAUGAUGAGGAAGUGAGCCGCUGGGAGCAGGAACAGAUUAGAAAAGGAAUCAGCAUACCUCAGGUUCAAAGCAGUCAGCCAGAGGACAGCACAGUCUACUACCAGAACAGCUAUGAGACUCAGCCCUACAGCUCUUCCUAUAGUAUGCCUUUCACCUACAGUACAGUGGAUCCACAGCCAGGGAAGAUAUCUGGCUUGUGUGACAACAGCUCUGUUCACUAUGGGGCCCCAAUUUGUGAUCUAACCCCGGUAUCCAUUGAUCUGGUAAAGAAACGCCUGCGGGAUAGGCUUGUCCAAAUGCAUGCAGGACUCAACGCGAAUAUGAAACGCUACGAACAGAUCAGAGAAGAUCUAGCAGCCUCUGAGAGCAGCAUCCAGCAGCUUGAGGGCUCCUCCAAUGAUAAUGCAGAUCGAUAUAAAUUCUUGCAAGAGAUGCGAGGGUAUGUUGGAGACUUGCUUGAGUGUUUCAGUGAAAAGGUGCCUGCUGUCCUGGAGCUGGAGGCUGCCAUGCACCAGUUACUAAGGCAACGGGCCGCACGGCUUGUCCAGAGAAGACAGGAUGAUAUUAAAGAUGAAUCGUCGGAGUUUGCAAGCCUUUCAAAUAAAGCGGUCAUGGCGCCCAGUCUGGACUCUUUUGGUCGAGACCGUGCCACAUACCAAGAGCACAGUCGGCAGAGGAGGAUAGCUGAACGCGAAGCACGAAGAACUCGACGGCGACAAGCAAGAGAGCAGAAUGGGAAAAGGGCUGAGCAUAAAGAAGGUCUGUCGUCUGAUGAUGAGGAAACCUCUACAGACAUCACCAGUUUCAACAUGGAGAAAGAUCGUAUCAGAGCGGAAAGUAAAAAGGCAUUUGAGGAUGUGGUGGAGGACUUUCAUUCCCUUGACUGCAUCAAAUCCCGUUUUGAGGUGUGGAGAAAGGAAUAUCCGGACUGCUACCGAGACGCUUACAUCAGCCUCUGUUUACCCAAGGUCUUUAACCCUUUAGUUCGUCUGCAGCUAAUCACGUGGAACCCUCUAGAGGAGCCAUGUGGAAACUUUGAGUACAUGCUGUGGUUUGAGUCGCUUCUGUUUUAUGGAUUCGAGGAGCACAGAAUGCUUCAAAAAGAAGACGGGGAUAUUGGUUUGCUGCCUGCUAUUGUAGAGAAGGUUCUUCUGUCCAAACUGUCAGUGCUGGCAGAGCAAGUGUGGGACCCACUGUCCAGCAGUCAGACAGCUAGGCUGGUGAGCUUCAUCCGCAGACUCGCUGAAGGUUAUCCAACUGUGCUGCAUGGAGACAACCAGUACACACAGGUGCUUUUGAAAACAAUAGUCUUACGGACCAGACGAACUCUGGAUGAGGAUGUCUUCCUUCCACUUUACCCGAAAAAUGUGAUGGAGAACAAGAACAGCGGUGCCUACUUGUUCUACCAACGACAGUUCUGGUCCUGCAUAAAGCUGCUGGGCAACAUCGUUCAGUGGGAUGGCAUCUUAUCCUACUCCUGUCUGAGGGAUCUGGCUUUGGACAGCACUGUUAACAGAUACAUCCUCUCUGCGCUACAGAGCACCGAUAUAGGAGAGGAGAAUGUGCUGAAGUGCCAGAAGGUGGUGGAGUGUCUGCCGGCACAUUGGUUCUCUGGGCUGAAAGGCCAGCAGACCUUGCCUCAGUUGGAGCCUCUGUGUCGCUACCUCACACACCUGGCUAACACACUCCACCGCAGCAGCGUUGGGGGGUCCGAUGUCGAGCGCCGCACCGCUAAGGAGCAAAUAAGAGAAGUGGUGAAGAUGUUGGGACGCAUGAAUGCUCUGGACCACAUCAUCGCCAUUGCAGAAGAGCAUGGCGUCAAAGACAUCAAGCAGCUAAUGGAAGUGAAAUAAUGGAAAACGACCAGAGACUAUUUUACCUCUACCUUUGUUCCGUUCUGCACAUUUGAAGCCAGUGAAGGAGGAAUCUUGGAAAACGUGCAUUUUCAUCCAUGAAUUAAAACUCAGCACUUGUUACAGUCACAAGAUUAGAGGACUCUUGUAAAUAUUGUGAAUAAUGUAUAGUAUAGUGUUCUCGAACGCCUAUGUGCACAAAACUGAAAUAAAAUCCAGUGUUGCUUAACUUAGAAAGUACACAUUGGGGAAAAAAAAUUAUUAGGAGUAAAAAUGUGUCAUCUUGAUUACAUUUUUGAAAAUAUUCUAUGUGAACUCUUAACCCCACCAAUUAGGCUUUUGACUGCUAACAUUUGUCAUUUGUUCUGAUUGUUAAAAGGUAGAAGUUACUCAAAUUCAGCAACUUCUUGUUUUUUACCCCAGCCUAAACCAUAAGUAGCUCCAUCACAUCCAAAAUGCUCUGAAAGCUUGUAAGCUAUGUUUUAAUUGUUUUUGCCUGUGAAUAAAACAUACAUUGUAA
Molecule: messenger RNA, 3386 nt
Organism: Girardinichthys multiradiatus
Lineage: Eukaryota; Metazoa; Chordata; Actinopteri; Cyprinodontiformes; Goodeidae
Gene: paxbp1
Product: PAX3 and PAX7 binding protein 1
Exons: 18
Coding region: 137-2866 (909 amino acids)
Biological process (GO): positive regulation of transcription by RNA polymerase II; mRNA splicing, via spliceosome
Cellular component (GO): nucleus
Molecular function (GO): DNA binding
Source: RefSeq, a predicted model, not a curated record